Myripristis murdjan (pinecone soldierfish) is the source of this 11778-nucleotide messenger RNA. Its product is annotated as serine/threonine-protein kinase WNK2. Bases 712 to 9261 code for a protein of 2849 amino acids. The record is from RefSeq and is a predicted model, not a curated record. Gene Ontology annotation, biological process: protein phosphorylation. The transcript is spliced from 31 exons. NCBI's taxonomy places the organism in Eukaryota, Metazoa, Chordata, Actinopteri, Holocentriformes, Holocentridae. Gene Ontology annotation, molecular function: protein serine/threonine kinase activity; ATP binding.
GCGCCUCACCGGCAUAUUAACCUUGCGUGGCGAAGAGGCAACGAGCGAAACAGUUGUUCACGUAAAUUAAUUGCUGAGGGGACGACAAGCAAAGGGAAUCCUCCCAUUUCCUACAGCGGCCCACGCUUCGAAACGGACGAGUCGUUAACUAACAUUACACGCUUCACGGAAUGAAGAAGAGAGCCUGAAGAGACUGCACCGUCCUCGCUUUUUAUACACCACAACCGAGGAGACGAGGGAUGCUAGGACUCUGAGGGGGAUAAAUAACGCAUUCGCCAGCGUUUUUGUCGUCAUGGGGCGUGUGUGUAGUUAACCGAGAGAGUAUUGCACCUGAAUUUAUCUGUCGUCCCCGGUUAUUGUCGGUGAAAAUGAGGAUAUGCAGAUAGUGCGUUUAAAAGUCCACCUUUUGUCGUGGACGGUCAGCUAACGUUAGCGAGGUUUUUCUCAGUACUAGCACUGACUGGCCAGCCUGUCGGUGCUGUUUGAGUUCAGUCAGGUUGUUGUUUGGCUGCUUUUCCCGCACUGAUUUAGCUGUUGUGCUCGUAUGAAACCUCGUCUAUGUCAUCCAUCCCAGCGUUUAUACGGGCCUUUGCUGGCAAACUGCGUCACCGAGUGGGCGCUGCAGGUAUUCAGCACUAAAUCUCCGUGUUGGGAAGUCUAGCCAUGGCAAAUAUCACCUGGAAACCAAAGUGAUUGAACUUUUAAAUCACCAUGGAGCCAGGGGCUGAUUCAAACUCAGAGGCCUCCCAAGGACUGAAAUAUCCAUCCGUACCUAACUCUCAGUGUGAACUCAACAUAAAUAUGUAUGAGAGCAUCGGUGAUGGAAAUGUCAAUAAUGUGGACUCCUCUACAGUAGUAAGAGGUGGGAGUGACCCUAGUGCAUACCCAACCUCAAAUUAUCAGAGGAUUGUACAUCAGAGAUUCAUCAGGAGAAGUCUGUGGUUCUCAGACUCGGACGAGCAGGCCUUUGAAGCACCUGAAUGUGAUAACAGGAGUAAGAUCCUCAACAUAAACCUGCGCACAAUAGUUGACAGGACACGGGGGACCAGGCCCAGAAUACAGGAGGGUUCCAGCACUGAAAGUCAAGGCGGGCAAAAAGACGAGACGGAGAGCGCCAGUGCUGAUGAGGAGAAGGAGAAAGGAGGAGAUGUGUUGAAUGUGACGUGCAAUCAUGGUGGCAGAACCACUGUUAAAGCAGCAAGCGAGGAGAACGAGGAGGAGGCCGAGAUGAAAGCGGUUUCCACAUCUCCAGGAGGAAGGUUCCUCAAGUUUGAUAUCGAGUUGGGGAGAGGGUCCUUCAAGACAGUCUAUAAGGGCCUGGACACUGAGACCUGGGUGGAGGUUGCCUGGUGUGAGCUGCAGGAUCGUAAGCUGUCCAAAAUGGAACGUCAGCGCUUCAAGGAGGAAGCAGAGAUGCUGAAAGGCCUCCAGCAUCCCAACAUUGUCCGCUUCUAUGACUUUUGGGAGUCACCCCUCAAAGGGAAGAAGUGUAUUGUUUUGGUAACCGAGCUCAUGACGUCAGGAACAUUGAAAACCUAUCUGAAGCGCUUCAAGGUGAUGAAGCCUAAGGUGCUGAGGAGCUGGUGCAGACAGAUCCUGAAGGGCCUCCACUUUCUCCAUACCAGGACCCCUCCCAUCAUCCACAGGGAUCUAAAAUGUGAUAACAUCUUCAUCACUGGUCCUACAGGGUCAGUCAAGAUAGGGGACCUAGGACUGGCAACACUCAAGAGGGCCUCCUUUGCCAAGAGUGUCAUAGGCACCCCAGAGUUCAUGGCUCCAGAGAUGUAUGAGGAGCACUAUGAUGAGGCUGUGGAUGUCUACGCCUUUGGAAUGUGUAUGUUAGAGAUGGCCACCUCAGAAUACCCCUACUCUGAGUGUCAAAAUGCUGCUCAGAUCUACCGCAAAGUCACUAGUGGGGUGAAGCCAGCCAGCUACAACAAGGUCAUGGAUCCUGAAAUAAAGGAGAUUAUUGGGGAGUGUAUCUGCCAAAAGAAAGAAGAGCGGUACUCCAUCAAAGAUCUGUUGAACCACGCCUUCUUUGCUGAGGACACAGGUGUGCGGGUGGAGCUAGCUGAGGAGGAUGAUGGGAAAAAGACCUCAAUAGCCCUUAAACUGUGGGUGGAGGACCCCAAAAAGCUGAAGGGGAAGUACAAGGAAAGCGGAGCCAUCGAAUUCACAUUUGACCUGGAGAAGGAGGUUCCUGAGGGAGUGGCACAGGAGAUGGUGGAGUCUGGCUUCUUCCAUGAGAGUGAUGCAAAGAUUGUGGGAAAGUCAAUCAGGGAUCGUGUUGCACUGAUCAAAUGGAGAAGAGAGAGGACUGUGUCUGCUGCAGCUCCAGUGGACCAGUGUGAAGGGGGACCUGGGGUCCAGACCACCCCAUCUCAGGGCAUUUCCACUGGGGCAGUGAAUGUAGGACAGCCCCCCCUGCUGGAACCGGAGGAGCCUGAGGCAGACCAGCACAACAGGCUGUGUAAGCUACCAGCCAGUGCCACCUCAGUGACAUCAGACAGCACACUUGACAGUGGCAUGGGCUCCACGGUGUACUCAGACUCCCACAGCAGCCAGCAGAGUGUCCUCUACCAGUCCCUGCUGGAGCCCAUUACCAUGGCAACGCAGCAGUGCCAGAGCAGUAGUUCCUUUUUGGCCGCAGAGCGACCUCACUCCUGUGAAAAGGGUGGAGUAUGGCAGGCAGCCCUGGGUGCAGAGCUCAGGGCUCAGAUGGGAGCUGCAGCACGGAGAGGAAGUGCCCCUGUUAUUGACACUCGCAGGGUCAACCAAAUUGCUGAAAUGCAUGCCCUUAUACAGUCCCAGAACAAAAGAUCAAUCAGUCCCACCCCCACAGUUUCAGAGAACCACUAUGCGUUCAGCCCCACUGAGCUCCAGUCUGAGGCAGAGGAUGGGUUCCCUUAUCAGGGCAGUGCACCUGUGCUGCGAGUUUCCCCUUUGCCCUCACCUUCAGAGUCCCGUCGCCAUAGUGACACUUGCAUGGAGCCAUCAUCAGAGACCACCAGUGGGAACCUAGCACUACCUGUGCCAGGUGGACGAAGACACUCUGACCUCAGCAGUCUUCUGAAUUUAAACUCUCAGCAUCACCAUCAUGCCAUGCAUAAAAGCCACAUGUGCCAGGCUUGCCUCUCUUUGCUGCUUCUGAGGUCAAGAGAAGGGGGCCAUUGCCACCCUUCAUUAGUCAUGCCCACACACCACUGUGCAUGUGCCAUUAGACACCACCACUCCUCUGGUGUAUCGAUGACUGCGCCAGGGUCCGGAAGGCUGAAAGGUUCAAGUGAUUGCUCAGACUUCUCACUGCUGCAGAAGUCCUUGUUCAACAUCAUCAGCCGUAAAGCAGCCCCUUCCAGCACCACAACCAACCAACCCUCUGUGCUGCAGUCACCAGCUGCCCACAGGCCUGCACGCAGCUAUGGAGACAGCAGCCUAAAGAUUGACCCCCUCAGUGGCAGUCUGGGUGAGGAGCAUAAGCCCCUCCAGGACCGCAGGGCCAGUUACUGUGCCGGAGAGCAGCAAGUCACCAGGGCUUUGGGAGUGGCCAGUUCAACAGGGCACCCGAAUCACUCUACUCUACAGGGCCUUCCUUCCUCCAGCUCAGCCCUGCACACCCCAUUGCAGUACCUCCAGCCCGGACACAGCUACCCUGUUGCUCCACAUGCUGGUCAACCCAGUACUUCAGCCCCAGCUUCAGCCAGUCCCUGUGUUGCCAACAUUCAGCAAGCAGUCACUCAACCCAGCUACACGGCUCCAAGUCUGCAACAGACCCAAGCCACACUGGGUGUUUCAGCAUCAGCUGUACCACAACAAGUUGUACAGAGCUACCACGCACCAGCUCAACAACAGCAGCAGACAACAAUACAAGCUAGCUCUCCAUGUGUUCCCAUGCAAGUCCAGCAAACGUUUGUGGCUCCAGCUCAGCAAGCAGCUCAGCCUACAUCAGGAUAUCCUACUCCAACUCAUCAACAGACUGCAGCUGCAGCAACAACCAUGCCAUCACAGCAGCUAACAAUUAACUACUCCGUUGCAUCUGUAGCCCCAAUUAUGACAGCAGCUGCUCAGUGUCUCCCUAGCGAGACCCCCAGUACACCCCAACAAAUCCAAGCAUCAGUUAAGCUGCCACAUCAGCAACCUGGUCAGAGUUCCUCUACACCAGCACAUUACAGCCAACAGAUACCUAUUCAAAAACAGCAGCCACAACCAGUACAGCAACUGGCUAAAUCCAAUAUACAACAAAUGCAAAACGUUGGGCAGGUUCAUAUUCAACCUCAGCUCCAACACAGCAAGCAAACUGUACAAGCCAUACAGCAACCACCAGCCGCACAACAACAAGCAGCCCUCCAGUCUCAUAAUCUUCAGUCCUCUGCUCAACAACAACCGACAGCAGUAAUAAUACAACAACACAGUCAGCAAGCCAUGCAGACUACAGUUCCAAAAAUCAACCAGCAUAUUUCCCAGCCCACAGUUCAACAGGUUCAGAUCCCAGCUCCUCAGCCCUACCCCACUGCAGCCUCAGCUUUGAAACAAGUUGCGCCCACUCAGAAGAGUUACCCCAUCGCAGGCCCAUCUGAUGCUGCCUCUCAGAGCUAUGCACCCUCAGCCCUCAAUAUGCUGCAGCAACAGACAGCUUCAGCUCCCAACGAGUAUCUGCCUGCACAGCCUGCUGCUCCUCCACCACAGAUCUACCCACUGGCUAACCAAGUAGUGACGCCUCAGAGCCUCCCAGCUUCUGCCCAGCAUGGCCAGGCUGCACCCACAGCCCAACAGUUCCAACAAUAUCUCUGCAUCGCAGCUUUCCUGAAUCAGAAUCUUUCUGCUGGCCAGAGCAUUUCACAACUUGGACAAGAUGGGCAGAGUCAUUUGCAGAAUUUCAGUCAAGCUUCCAGUGUGCCAGCCCAAGCACUGCCUCAUCAGCAGCCGUUGGCUCAGGCCCCUGCCCACCAGCAGCUCCAACCACUGCAGAUUUCCACUUCUCUACCACCAACACACCCAUCCCAGUUCCCUUCACAGUAUCCCACAAUCCAAGUGAUGACGGCUAUGCCUGAUUGUGAAUCCUCUUACCCUCACUCCUGCUCUGCCCCCCAGCCCUUUCCCACUCCAGCCUCCUCCUCUCUUGCUCCUGUCUUCCUGUCUCCUGGCCAGACUCUUCCUGCAACCCCCUCUGUCUCCCCCAUCUCCCCUCUGCACAUAGAAAACGUGUUAGGUCUACCUGUUCCAGUGUCCCUCAUGCCCUCACCCUCAGUUGCGUUAGGUAUGGCAGGGCCCACAUCCCCACACCACCAGUGCCCCACUGCUCUGCAGCCAAGUGUUAGACCUGAAGUUUCUCACUCACAACCUGCGUAUGAGGCAGCCCUAAGCACACGCCUCCCCCACACACACCCUGCCCCGCCCCAGAACACACACCCCCCCACAACCUCCAGCACUCAGCCUCUGAGACAGGUUCCGCAGCCAAGCCAGCUUGGCCAUCCAGAUGCGGUUCUCUCUACCCAGCCAGUCCAGCCAGCUCAGCUCGCCCAACCUGCAGUGUUCUCCCCACCUGCACAGAGCAUGCCAGACACUGGCACAGUCACUGCUGCUGCUCAGCUGGACCACAACCAAAACACAGGCCAAGUGCCCUCUCAGGCCUCGGCCCAACAUCAGGUUCAGAGCCAGGUUCCAGUGCUGCAGCCCUCUGAUGCUCCAAGAGCAUUGUCUGGAUCUGCCAGUUCCGGCAUGACUCAGCAAAAACAGCCUUGUGGUCUCCCAGGGGCUACAGGUCAGGGUCCAACGGAGACCAACCUGGAGGAUCAAGCUCCAGAGAAACAGACAGGAGGACAGAGCUAUGACAGCAGUGUCAACUCAGAUGCCACCUCAGGGAAGGAGAUGAGUGAUGGUUACGAGGGGACACAUGGAAGUAAAGGCGAGGGGAAGGUCCGCAAACACCAUCGCAGGUCCACACGCACCCGCUCUCGGCAGGACAAGAUCAACAGGCCGAAGCUUAGCAUGCUCAAUGUGUGUAACACAGGUGACAAGAUGGUAGAGUGUCAGCUGGAAACCCACAACCAUAAGAUGGUCACUUUCAAGUUUGACCUGGAUGGAGAUGCACCAGAGGAGAUUGCUAUUUAUAUGGUGGACAAUGAUUUCAUUCUGCCGCUGGAGAAAGAGGUGUUCAUUGAGCAGCUCAAGGACAUUGUGGACAAGGCUGAGGACAUGCUGAGUGAGGACACUGAAGGGGAGAGGAGCUCCAACCAGGGAGGCAGUCCCCAGAAGGGUGAAGGAGCUGCUGGCACACUAGGCACAGAGGGUUUCAAGGCCACUACACCCAACUCUCCACAGCUGGUGUACCAGCAAAAUGUCCUCCACACUGGCAAGCGCUGGUUUAUCAUCUGCCCCGUGGCUGAGACACCCACACAAGACAGGGAGAAGACUGCAUCUCACACCUCCACAGCCAAGGAAUCUGAAAGGUCUGCUUCAACAUCAGCCAGGUCCAGCAGCAGCACUGCUGCAGUGUCUGCCCCAGUUGCAUCUUUAUCCUCCAAAAGCCCAUCUUCCUCUCUACCCCCUGUAUCUCAGACCUCAGUGCAACCUCAGGAGCCAAACAUGGGCAAAGCCCGGGUCCAGCAACCUCAGCCCUCUAUUGCCAAACAUAGUCCUGCCACUGCUGGUGUCAGCCAUCAGAACCCCCUUCCUGUGGAAGAGCCUUGCAUCUCUGCUGUCUCUAUGGUAACUGACAUUCCAUGUUGCGCUAUUGUGCCACCUGUGUCUCUGGAUGUGAAUACUAGUCAUAAAGGACCAGCUGUUUGCUCUCAAACUAAUCAUCCCAAUCAGAAGGCCAGUCCAACCGGAGACCCACCUCCUCAGCUCACCUCCCAUCAGCCUGUGGUCCUGCAGCAGCCCUAUGCCACAUCGAUGCAGCCUGGGACAGUGACUUCCCAGCCACAGAGUCCAGCACAUCAGGCCUCCCAGCACACCCAGUCCUCAAGCCAGCAGCAGCCGGGGGGUGGGGGGCCAGGGGAGUCAGAUAGUGAUGGGCCCCGCAGGGUAGAGUUUGUUGACCGCACAAUCAAGACCUUGGAUGAGAAGCUCAGAAACCUGCUUUACCAGGAGCACACUCCCUCCCAACCCUCUAGCACUGCCCCCGAUCCCCAGGCUUCCAGCACAGAAGGAGUCAGCUCAACGCCAGUCUCAGACAGCCAAAGCACCGAGGGAUCACUUGCUAAGAAGAAGGGGGAACCUCUGCCUCAGAUUCCUGAGCGUACAGAUAACGCGGGUACACUGAGUGACUCUUCAGUGCCAGCUGCUAACAGGGUACUGAACAGAAGAGGUUUGCCUGCCGGCUCCAGUUCACAUAACUCAAAAAGUCGUUUUCAAAUCAUCCCCACCCCGCCGGAUGUCAUUUGCCGUUUGGAGAAAAGCAGGAAGAGCCGCAGCACAUGCAGUUCCCCAGCGCCCUCCAGUGGCUCUGGAGGAUCUCACACCCAGACCCAGGGCCCGAGCAGAGGAGAGCAAGGCUGUGUGGCUGUUGGCAGAUUCUCUGUGACAACUGCUGCUGACGAUGAGACUGUGGAAACCCCCAAACCCCACAGUAGUAACCGUUUCUCUGCACCACCAAACUUCUACCAAGCCACCCCUACCUCCAGCCCUGAUGUCACCCCAACCCAUAUCCCCCGAGCUCAAACCAUGGACACCCCCACCCAUCACAACCAUCACCAGUCCGCCCAGCUCUACUCUGACUCAGCAGAUGAGGACAGCAGCAGCAUAGCUCCUCCUCCGGCCCACCCUCCUCCCCCAGCCCAUGCCCUCUCUGAGCACAGUGGAACUGACCUCAUGAAGAAGGCAGUGGCCUUCCUGCGGCGCUCCGGCCGCAGCAGUAGUGUGCAGAGCUCUGAUUCUCCGAAUCGACAGCCCGUGACAAUGAAUGGUCAUGCCCCCUCACCCUCUGCAGGACAAGCCCACUCAUCCUACAUCAGCAGUGACAAUGACUCUGAGUUUGAAGAUGCAGACAUGAGGAAGGAGCUGCAGAAACUGAGAGAAAAACACAUGAAGGAGAUCUCUGAGCUGCAGGCAUUCCAGAGGAGUGAAAUCGAGCGUCUGUACAAGGAGCUGGGUAAAACUCUGCCCCCCAGUGUAGGUCUGCUUCAUGCCGCACCCCCAAGUGGCCGCAGACGCAGGGCCAGCAAACACAAGCUGAAGGCUGGCAAACUCCUCAAUCCCAUGGUGCAGCAGCUCAAAAACAACCUCAACACUGCUGGUGAGAGGAAAGGUGAGAGUGUUGCCAGCUCAUCCGAUUCGCCGGCUAAAAGUUCAGUUCUGUCAGAUGGCUCCGCCCACUCCAGCAGCAGUACCAGCACACAGCCCAAUGGCGUCACAGAGAUGGUCCAGACCCAGCAGCCCUGCUCCAUGAAGGGCUCCUUCUCCACAGACAACAUCUAUGCCGGAUUGCAUGCUGAUGGAAUGGCCACUCAUGCAGGCCCUGGCCAAGGCUGGACGGUUUACCACCAAACGUCAGAGAGAGUCACCUAUAAAUCUAGUAGCAAACCACGCACUAGAUUCCUCAGUGGACCCGUGUCUCUGUCCAUCUGGUCCACUCUGAAACGACUAUGUCUAGGCAAAGAGCGCAGUAGUAGGUCCUCUCAAGGUGCGGCCACAGCUCAGACAGCCUCCAAUCAGACACAGUCAUCACUCACCGUAGCUACACCCUCCGUGUCUCCUCAGCCAAUCACAGGGCUAGCUCAGGUCCAGACCAACAACAGCAACAACAAGAGAGGCACCUUCACUGAUGACCUUCACAAAUUGGUGGAUGAUUGGGCGAAGGAAACUCUAGCAGCAGCCCAACAACCACGGCCCUCCCUAAACCAGAUCAAACAGCAGAAACGUCAACAGGACCUGGAGGGCAGAGCCCCAUCCAUGGGAGCAGCCACACAUGAGGUGAAAUACCCCAUCGUUCCCAACAAGUUCCAGCUGCCUCUUUCCUGCCCGCUGACUGCUGCUUUAGGCCCUGGUAUGCUCCCAGCCUUGGGUCCCAACUCCUCAGCAAUGCUCCCACCUGGGUACCUUUUACCAGCAGGCCCGUAUGGCGGGAUGGUGCCUGGUCCUCUUUACCCCCAGCAGUGGUCUGGCUUGCCCAGUCCUGUGGGGUCCAUGGGUCCUGGAGGCCUGCUUGGCACUGCAGGAAUGAUGCCCUAUCCCGCCAUGGCCAGCGCAGGGGUCCCAGCCUUUCCCCUGAUCAUGCACAGCUCUGAGAAUGGCCCCUGUUCCAAAACCACCAGGACUACCUAACCUGCUGCCUCCUCCAAUUCUUCUUUACGCUGGUUCCACCCUACAGCUCCAAAAACAAACAAAAGACUUUCUUUGUGUUUAUGGGCAAAAAGUCCAGCUCCAGCUCCACUCUGCUGUGGCUCUGUUAUCAGCUGCUACACCAGAGCCAUAUGUGUACAUAAUUUGUGAGCUUGUACAUACAGUGUGAGUGUUGAUAUCCUUUAUACAACAACUAUACCUACAGUUAAGCGUGUGUGUGUGUGUGUGUGUGUGUGUGUGUGUGCGUAUGUAUGUAUGUAUGUAUGUGUGUGUGUGUGUGUGUGUGUGUGUGUGUGUGUGUGUGUGUGUGUGUGUGUGUGGUAUAUAUGUUAAUUAUGUGCGUCUGAGUACUUAAUGCUUUCGGCUUUGGUCUUGACGAAACUCACAGCCAUACUAGACAUAUUGUCAGCGGGCACAAUAGGGUGUUUCACCAUAUCAUUCAUUACAACCAUUCUCACACUGAUUUUGCCUUUCUCUAGAUUUAUGUACACUUUAAACACUACAUGAGAAUCCAAACACAGUGGCUCAAGAUGACAGAGCAGUAUUACUGAUGAAGACAUCCGAAGGAAUGUAGUGCCUUGAACAUAGCUUUUUUUUUCUGUGAAACAACGCAUGUCCGCAUCCAAGUGAUUUUAUUUGAUGGUAGCUUGCGUGCCGCUUCGUUUUUAAUGCAUCGCAGACACUUUUUGUUUUUGGUUUACAUAUGAAUGCCCUUGUAGUACUGCACUAUUAACACAGUAUAUGCUCUUAUUUAAAUAAUAAAAUUAUGUUUUAAUCCUUGUUUACUUUCCACCCCUGUGACAGAUGGAAUGCCAUGGUGGUGAGAUGUACAGUUGCCUUGCAGAAACAAAUGGUUAAUGUAUGACUAAUGAGAGAGAAAUAAGAAAAAUCUAACAAAGCCAGCAGCCAAAAUCCACUCUUUCAGGUCACAUGGUUCAGUUGGACACAGCCUCUUUUUGAUAGGAUGGCAGCAGAGUUGACAGUGUUGUAGCCUAGUGCUCAGAGGGAAGGCAGUGUCUAGAGCCAUAUAUACUGUACAUAGUCCUUUAUAUAUGCCUCUGGUAGUGUUACGUUCCGAAUGUAGCAAUGAAUAUGCGACGUUUUUGAGGCUUAAAAGUGCAAUUUAACCCCUCUAAAGCUUUGAUCGUGGCCUUGCCACAAGCCUUAUCUGAUGUGUGCAAAAGGAGCUAGCUGCAAAGUUGAACGAAAGUUACAAAUCACCAAACAAACUAUAGAAGUUAUAAACCAUCAAGCAAACUGUUGAAGCUGCACAUCACCAAACAAACUACUGAAGUUACACAUCACAAAGCAAAGUACACCACUGCAAAAUAUUUUCUUUUCAACUUGGCUCUCCUGUUAUCCAGUGUAUACUGUAUGUAAUUAUUUCUUGUGCAAUCACCAAUUGAGUCUCAAGUGUUGACAUUAUUUGAUGUUUAAAGCUUGAUUUUUGAUGCUGCUAUUCUGUCUGAGGUGGUUCCACUGUACAGAUGAACAUUAUAUUCACGUAACAUGGUACAUUUGAAUCACCCCAAGGAAAAAACCUUCUGAAGAUGAAUUCUUAACAAAUGGGAUGCUCAAGAAGCAGUGUUAUUGCCUUGUUGAAAUUUUGAUGUUCUGUAUCAUUUCCCAAGUUACUUUUGGUAGCCUUAUUUUUGAUUUUUUUUUUUUCAUUUGAUUGUUCUAAUCAGUAUAUUGCAUAAUUUAAAUAAUACUUGAUGUCGGAGAUUUGGACAACUUGUUCUACUCCCAGUUCUAGCCUGUGUUAAGCAGUUUCCAAGACUGUACAUAGAGGGUGUCACCCCCCCAUACUUUUAAUCACUGAUGAGCAUGGCCAGCUGUUCAUGUGUUCCACAAAGCAGAAAUAAACAUUAAAGCUACUAAGCUUAGAUAUUUCACUUCACAACUACACCAAUGAAAGGUUGCAGCACCCCAAUCCUGCCAAGCUGUGAAAUGUACAGUUUUCUUGUAAAUUAUAUUUGUACAUUUUGUUUGUUUGACUGUUUGGGUGGGGGUGGGGGUCGCUUCAAUGUAUAUUAUUCCAUCAAUUCGGUUUGAAUUGGACUUUUAUAGAAUAUUAUGCAGAGUCUUCUGCUUCGGUGAAAUACUUCCAGUAGUAAGAGAUUUCUGUUCUCUGUCACUCCUUAUAUAUCUGGUAUCUUUCGCUCCACCCCCUCUCUAUGCUAAGUCAUGGUGAGCAGAGGAGGGAAUGACUACUGUUGGCAUAUUCAUUUCAAUGCAGUGAGCAAACAUAGACGUGAAAUGCGCAGAGGAGGCACAACAAUAUUGACAGGUGUGAGCCUACUCUGGUCAUCUCACUUCUCCCUGGACAACGUCGCCCCCUGGUGAAUAUGCUCUUGGUCAAACGCUUGCAUUUAAACUGUGUGGGAUGCUUAUGCCUGCUGUAUUUCCCACUGCAUUACCCAACCCAACCUUGUUAGCUGCACUCAAAUCACAGACUGUACAUGUUGAGAGAGAAAUAAACAUUAUUUUGUGCUUGAU